Molecule: messenger RNA, 3681 nt
Organism: Myotis davidii
Lineage: Eukaryota; Metazoa; Chordata; Mammalia; Chiroptera; Vespertilionidae
Gene: SORT1
Product: sortilin 1
Exons: 18
Coding region: 134-2242 (702 amino acids)
Biological process (GO): endocytosis; vesicle organization; Golgi to endosome transport
Cellular component (GO): membrane; Golgi apparatus
Molecular function (GO): protein binding
Source: RefSeq, a predicted model, not a curated record
UGUAAAUGAAUUUCUUUUUUCCCCCUUACAGCAUGUAUUUGAUGAUCUCAGUGGCUCAGUAUCCUUGUCUUGGGUUGGAGAUAGCACUGGGAUCAUUCUGGUCUUGACUACCUUCCAUGUACCACUGGUAAUUAUGACUUUCGGACAGUCCAAGCUAUAUCGAAGUGAGGACUAUGGAAAGAACUUUAAGGAUAUUACAAAUCUCAUCAAUAACACCUUCAUUCGGACUGAAUUUGGCAUGGCUAUUGGUCCUGAGAACUCUGGAAAGGUGAUUUUAACAGCAGAGGUAUCUGGAGGAAGUCCCGGAGGAAGAAUCUUCAGAUCGUCAGAUUUUGCAAAGAAUUUUGUUCAGACCAAUCUCCCAUUUCAUCCUCUGACUCAGAUGAUGUAUAGCCCUCAGAAUUCCAAUUAUCUUUUAGCCCUCAGCACUGAAAAUGGCCUGUGGGUGUCCAAGAAUUUUGGGGGAAAAUGGGAAGAAAUCCACAAAGCAGUAUGUUUGGCCAAAUGGGGAUCAGAAAACACCAUCUUCUUCACUACCCACGUGAAUGGCUCCUGCACUGACCUUGGGGCACUGGAAUUAUGGAGGACUUCAGAUUUGGGAAAAAGCUUCAAAACCAUUGGUGUGAAAAUCUACUCAUUUGGUCUUGGGGGACGUUUCCUUUUUGCCUCUGUGAUGGCUGACAAGGAUACAACAAGAAGGAUCCAUGUGUCAACUGAUCAAGGGGACACGUGGAGUAUGGCCCAGCUGCCCUCUGUGGGGCAGGAGCAGUUCUACUCUAUUCUAGCAGCCAGUGAUGACAUGGUGUUCAUGCACGUAGACGAGCCUGGAGAUACUGGGUUUGGCACCAUCUUUACCUCUGACGAUCGAGGCAUUGUCUAUUCCAAGUCCUUGGACCGACAUCUCUACACCACCACAGGUGGUGAGACGGACUUCACCAACGUGACCUCCCUCCGUGGGGUCUACAUAACAAGUGUGCUCUCUGAAGAUAAUUCUAUCCAGACUAUGAUCACUUUUGACCAAGGAGGAAGGUGGAAGCACCUGAGGAAGCCUGAGGACAGUGAAUGUGAUGCUACAGCAAAAAACAAGAAUGAGGUUUGUCUGACUCCACUGUCACAUGUAUUUGGAGCAGAGCAGGCACUCUGUUCUGCUCCUGUUGCGCCAGUUCUCCUGUCUGUUUCGUUGCUGCUCUGUGCUGAGGAGACGAUGGAUUGUGUUGCAGGCAGCGUGGGAGAUGCCAUCUCAGUCAUGGUCCCGGACGUGUACAUCUCAGACGAUGGGGGUUACUCCUGGGCGAAGAUGCUGGAAGGACCCCACUUCUACACCAUCCUGGAUUCCGGAGGCAUCAUCGUGGCCAUUGAGCACAGCAGCCGUCCUAUCAAUGUGAUUAAGUUCUCCACAGACGAAGGUCAGUGCUGGCAAACCUAUACGUUCACCAGGGAGCCCAUCUACUUUACCGGCCUGGCUUCGGAACCUGGAGCAAGGUCCAUGAAUAUCAGCAUCUGGGGUUUCACUGAAACUUUCCUGACACGUCAGUGGGUCUCCUACACCAUCGAUUUUAAAGAUGUCCUUAAAAGGAACUGUGAAGAGAACGACUAUAUGAUAUGGCUGGCUCACUCCACAGACCCUGGAGAUUAUGGAGAUGGCUGCAUUUUAGGCUAUAAAGAACAGUUCCUUCGGCUACGCAAGUCAUCUGUCUGUCAGAAUGGCCGGGACUAUGCGGUGACCAAGCAGCCGUCCGUCUGUCUCUGCUCCCUGGAGGACUUCCUCUGUGAUUUUGGCUACUUCCGUCCAGAAAAUGACUCCAAGUGUGUGGAACAGCCAGAGCUGAAGGGCCACGACCUAGAGUUUUGUCUGUAUGGCAGAGAGGAGCACCUGACCACAAAUGGAUACCGGAAAAUUCCAGGAGACAAAUGCCAAGGUGGAGUGAAUCCAGUUCGAGAGGUCAAAGACUUGAAAAAGAAAUGCACAAGCAACUUUCUGAGUCCAGAAAAGCAGAAUUCCAAGUCAAAUUCUGUUCCAAUUAUCCUGGCCACCGUGGGAUUGAUGCUAGUCACAGUUGUAGCAGGAGUGCUCAUUGUGAAGAAAUACGUCUGUGGGGGAAGGUUCCUGGUGCAUCGGUACUCCGUGCUGCAGCAGCAUGCAGAGGCUAAUGGUGUGGACGGUGUGGAUGCUUUGGACACAGCCUCCCACACCAAUAAAAGUGGUUAUCAUGAUGACUCAGAUGAGGACCUCCUGGAAUAGCUCACUUCAAAGGAGCUGGGACCGCACUUGGAUGAUGGAAACACAGUACCUCUUACACUCCCUGUGGCUCCGACUUGGGGAAAUAAAUCUCCCAUUGCGAGGGAUCCAGCUCUGUUCCUGCUGCUUCCGUCAGAGCCAGAAGGACCUCUACUGAAGACAUGCAGGGGGCGGUGGGGGCAAAACCCUAAACACUCACAAUUGGCUCUGAGAAGAGGGGGAGACAUUUUUAAAUCUUUAACCUCUGAUUUCAAGUUGUCUUUUUGCAAAGUAUGGGCUCUUUGGGGUUUGUUUUUGUUUUUUACGGGAAAUGAAAUGGAAUUUGAAGGGAACAUUUCACUAACUGUACUCCUGCAUGUUUUGCAUGGCGCCUGCCCCAGGGCACCUGCCAACUCCAGCAUCAACCCUCACAAGUAGCCGGUGCGGUCCCUAGGCUCUGCUGGUGACACAAAGCAGCUGCAGAGAUGAAGACGGAGGCGCUGGUGACUGGCAUGACUGGGCAGCCUUUCUGCCUCUGGGGACAGCCCUCCUCCGAGAACGCUGCCACCAGAUCCUCCCUUUUUAUUUUUUCCAGGGACCAUAGAUCAGUGAUUUUUCUUUUUCCUGCUUAAUUAGGCAAUACCCUUGUUAAUUGCCCUUUGGUGACUAACUUAACCAUGUGCUUCCAAGACACUAAAUCAGGAGAACUUAAAGGGCAAUAUUUUUAACUAGGGGCAGGAAGAAGGGCGCAGCAGGGAACUGACUAGAUAGAGCACUAUGAAAGGAGAAAUCCUUCCUUCCUCUGAGAUCUUUCAAGCCAUGCUGUGUGUGCCUGCAGACCUGCUCAAGGACAGGGCGCAGGGCUUGCCCGGGGUGUCUGCUCAGGCAGUGCAGCGCCUGAGGACGGAACAUGGGCUUCCUCGUGCCCUGCUGCCUGCUGUGUUGGCUCAGUGGUGAAUCAUUCAGUUGGCUGCUUAUAUGUUUCCUCUUAGGUGGCUUGUACGUGGAGCCAGGACUAGACAUGUUUUCAGAUUUAUAGGCUUUAUUUUUUAAAUCAGAAUUUUAUUGCCAGCUCUCUUCCUUGCCCCUUCUCCCCAGAUUUGCCAAGUAAUUUAUUGGCAUGAACCUUUUGGCUGAACCAACUGAAAACGCUUCCAGUGUAAGAUGAGGUUUUGUGUGAUACAUUAAGUUCAUAUUUUAAAUUUAAGGGAGUUUUCCAUUUGACAUUUAUUUCAAAUUCAGUCAAUUAUAGAAUGUAGUGAGGUGGAUUUUUGGGUGGCCAUCUAGUCAUGGAAAGCUGCAAUAAUUAAUUUUAAUAUGGCUUGAAUAUUUGCUAUACAGGAAUAUAGUAUAGUAUGCUUUUGGUCUUGGCGUACCUGCUGUGCUGGUCACGGUUUCUCCUAAUAAGUAAGAUUGGGACAUUCUCUGGUAACUGCCAUUUUGCUGCUAGUUCAUUUUAUGGC